UGCAGAUGAUACUAUUGUCAAGGGUGUUGAAAACAGCAACAGAUGGAUGUUUCCUGGUGGGACACAUGGAAACACUGAAUCUAUUGCAGCAAUUGAUGGAUACAAAUGGCCGUUGCCUGAGCCACGCUACGUCGGUCGUAGUGACAUCCAUUUGCCACUUCAGAAAUGGCCUCUGGGUCGCCGAAGGCCUCUGCCUGUGUGAUGUCACGUCGAUUGUAGGGCUGACGAUCGCUGCAAGUAUUGAAAAUGUUUUCUUGUCCAUUGGUGCUGGGACCUCCAUUCUGAGCUGCUCGAAUACUAGUGGUAUUAAUAUUGCUUCCUCUUUGACAGACUCCUGCUCGGUGUUUUGUUGGCGGUUGGCUGUCAGUCCCCCAUUGUGAACCGUUGGCUUUGUGUCGCUAGAGUUCUGUUGUCAUCGGAACCAAUUAAUGUUAUGGUGUUCUGUAUGUGUAUA
Triticum dicoccoides is the source of this 454-nucleotide messenger RNA. RefSeq lists its product as uncharacterized. Bases 6 to 380 code for a protein of 124 amino acids. The record is from RefSeq and is a predicted model, not a curated record. NCBI's taxonomy places the organism in Eukaryota, Viridiplantae, Streptophyta, Magnoliopsida, Poales, Poaceae. The transcript has 3 exons.